AUGAAAACUGAAGACAUCACCAAUUGGCUAUCCCAGCUUGAACCCUUAGCAGGCAGUGGGUCGACUGCCCUCUAUCCAAAGCCGACCGACAACAAUCAGCAUCAACCUCCAUCACCGCCCGAAUCGCGAAAAAGACGCCAGACGAUGACCGACGACUCGCAUCCGACGCCUAAGAGGCAACGAGUGGAAGAUAACGCCAGCGACGUCGAUGAUACACCGAGAGCAAGCAGCAGUCGGAGGGGACGGGGAUAUCUCCAGACGGCAUCACCAACAACUUCCCUACCGGCCCCUUCAGAGUCGCAAUCAGGACAAUCACAAACAUCCGGCCGAUCCUCGCCUCUGAAACAAAUUUCCUCUAUGGAACUAUACUCCGAUGGCUUCGAGACGCGGGUGCUAUCCUUGACGACUCCGACCUUGCCCCCCGUGCUGUCUCAACUGCUCAUGGAGCUCGAGAACUGUAGCAACGGCGUUGGCGUAAUAUCAAGCGAUCUGCAGGAGGAAAUCAAAGAACAAGCCAAACGAGACCUCAGCCUUCAUGUUUUUCUCGAUUAUAUGUUUGCAGCCCCUGCAGAUCGUGAUCAACUCGGACCAACCCCUUCGCUCGAUGACGUUGCUUACCUGGUCGAAGAGGCUGCAGAGUGCCAGGCCACAACGCAGUCCGAGUCAGGGUGGAACAUGAUGGUCCAUCAUCCUCUCUUAUACAAAGCCAUCUACGGUUGUCGAAGGCGGAACCAAAUAGUAGGCUUCGCCCCUUGCACGACCGCAAAGAUCAUCAGAGAAUACCUUCCUACAACUUCCCAAGCGAAGAUGGUCGACUUUUGCAUCUACCUUAUGCCAGAAACAGAACAAAUUGCUCUCAAUGCUACCAAGAGUCUCCGCCGAGCGCUGCCCUGUAAUGUGAUCAACCAUACUGACAUCGUUUCUCUCCGCAACCGGCCCAUCGCCGUCAGCAUCGAAACUAAGAGACGAGGCGGCGUUCAGCCAGCGACGGCGGAGUUACAAUUAGGCACAUGGCACGCUGCGCAAUGGAAAUUCCUCGAGGAUCUCGUCGCUCGAUCUGGCGGUUCAUUCGACGGACUACCGUUUCUACCGGCUAUUAUCGUGGAGGGACAUCAUUGGAGCUUUGCAGCUACGACGAGGGAGGGGCAGCAAACUGUGCUGUGGCUGGAGAAAGAGUUCGGGUCUACGAGUAGUCUUUUGGGUGUGUAUAAGGCAGUAUGGGGGUUGCAGCGUCUGGCUCAGUGGGCGAGGGAGGUUUACUGGCCAUGGUUUAGGAGGAAUGCUUUGGGUAUCCUGGAAGGAUGA
Messenger RNA from Fusarium falciforme, 1305 nucleotides. Its product is annotated as Methyltransferase type 11. The record is from RefSeq and is a predicted model, not a curated record. The transcript has a single exon. Bases 1 to 1305 code for a protein of 434 amino acids. NCBI's taxonomy places the organism in Eukaryota, Fungi, Ascomycota, Sordariomycetes, Hypocreales, Nectriaceae.